CACGUCAGCCGAGUGACCGUUAACGCAUGCGUAUAUGUAUAUCGUUCACAACAUGGCCGAAAGCCACGUACGAGUUCUAUUAAUUUCUAUCGUAUAUUUUAACAUAUUAUAUUAUAUUUCGGCGAAGAAGUGCGUCGAUAAAUUCUGCAGAGUUCCCAUAUCAAUUGGGAUUGCAUUAGAGAAUUAUGAAGGAAAUGAAAAUAAUUAUUUAAAUUUUAAGAAGGGUGAUAAAAUCAUUAUUUAUGGAAAAUAUAUUGAUGCAGAUAAUUUAUUAUGGACUGCGAGCAAGGGGGGAAGUUCUGCCAAAUUGAUGAAAAGCUCAUAUGUCAAAGAAAGAAGAACAUUUAUACGGGAUGACAAGUUAAUUGAUGUUUCUUCACCUAAUAGUGUAAAGAAUGACUUGAGAGAAGAAGACAUUAAGUUGAUGAAACCCUUGGAUGAACAAAAAGUAGAUGAUGUUCUGAAAUCACAAGGAGUGGAAAAACUUGAUAACAAACAUAAUCCAGAGAAUGUACAUGUAGAUAUUAAGGAUAGUAGAAUUGAUAAAAAUGGGCACUAUGCUGUUGUAGAGAAACAUGAACAAGCCAUUCCUGAAGACUUUGGUGAAAAGCAAGGAAUACUGGAGGAUAAAGAUGAAACCAAUGUUAAAAAAACAAAGAUAUACACUGAUCCAAAUGGUGUUCAAUAUGAUGUUGAGUAUUUGGGUCGUCCUGAUCAAGAUGCAUUCAAUAAAGUUGAAGUUGUUGGAGUAACUGACCAAGAAACCUCAAAUGUUGUUUAUGAUUCAAGUGAAAAACUUUCUGACAAGAAAAAUGAGGAUAGUAUUUCAAUGCAAGAGAAUGAUGAGAAGUCUAGAUUGAAAAAGGGAGGGUUUUUUAGCAGUGUCAGGCAUCUUGUCUCUGACUUUACUGAAAACAUCAUGAAAGAUUUUGGUGACAUUGAAGAUCCUAAAGAGAAAGUGAGGAAGAAUGAGGGCAAUGAAGAUGAGCACAAUACGGAUAAAGUGAUGAAUACCAUUAAAGAAGAUAUGACUUCUGAUGAGUCAAUGAAGAUGGUAUCUGAAGAAUCAAAGAAACCUUUCCAAAAUAUGACUUUCUCAGAAAAGAUGGUGGAAGAUGUUUCCAAGAAAAUGGUUCUGGUGAAUGACAAUGAAGACAAUCCGUUAAUGGAAGAAGCCAGGAAAGCAGUGGAAAACAUUCCUGGAUUAAUGAUAGAAGAUACAGAGAAUAAAUUGCCAGAGAAAAGUGGAGCACAAGGGAUACUGGAGGAUAAAAAGGAGCAAGAGACCCCUUCAUUGAUACAGUACUCAGAUAAAGUGUUGUGUCAAUCAGUACCAGUAAAAGAUCGUGAAAUAUGCUUGGAAACUGUGGAUAAGGAGGAAUGUUUGCGGGAUAACUGCUGUUUUGAUGAAACUGCUAAACCUGGAAGUCAAUGUUUUUUAAAACCUAGUGCUCUGAAGAUGGAUUCACCCAAGAGGAGUGGAAGGAAUUUCAAAGCCCAAAAUUAGAAAAGAAUGAUAAGAAAGUUAAAGAGAACUUUGUGGAUUAUUCUUAUAAAAAACAGUUAAAACUGUCUAAUGAAGAUCAGCAAGAGUUAAUUUCUAAAGAUGAUCCCAUAUUAAAUGAUAAUGAACAAGUUGAUAAAGUCGCUGGUGAAAAGGACUUGAAAGAAGGUGGUGAAAAGAUUCAGGAUCAGUCAAACAAUGAAUCAACAAUUUAUUUUGAUCCUCUGUCUCAUAAUGAUAGUGGAAGUUGAUGAAAAAGAUGUUAAAAAGGCUAAUGGUAAACAACUCAACAUGAACAUUAAUGAUGAAGAAAUUUUAAUAUAUGCCAAUGGUAAGAAAGACAACAAGAAUAUUGAUGAUGAAGAAGACCAGGAGAAGGGUGAUGAUGAAGAGGAUAUAGAGAAUCCUUAUGUUGAGAAAGGAAAGGAGAGAACCAUGAAGAUAAGAAAAAGAUUACUGAUGAUGAAGAAGAGAAUGCUAGUGACAAAGAAGACAGAAAGAAUGCUGACGAUGUAGGUGACAAAGAGGACAGAAAGAAUGCUGACGAUGUAGGUGACAAAGAGAAGAAUG
Xenia sp. Carnegie-2017 is the source of this 2074-nucleotide messenger RNA. Its product is annotated as transport and Golgi organization protein 1 homolog. The record is from RefSeq and is a predicted model, not a curated record. Gene Ontology annotation, molecular function: protein binding. NCBI's taxonomy places the organism in Eukaryota, Metazoa, Cnidaria, Anthozoa, Malacalcyonacea, Xeniidae. The transcript has 8 exons. The coding region runs from base 35 to 1507 and encodes 490 amino acids.